UCGCGCGCAGGUGGUCUCAAAUUGCAACAAGAUUACCUGGAAGAACAGAUAAUGAAAUUAAGAAUCUGUGGAACUCUUCUAUUAAGAAAAAGCUAAGACAACGAGGUAUUGAUCCAAAUACUCACAAGCCACUUUCUGAGGUUGAAAACGAAGAGAAAGCGUCGGCAAACAGUAAUAAUAAGAACAGUGACAGAGUUUCUGAAAGCUCAAAUAAUGAUCAGCUCAAUUUUGUUGAGGCUGCUCAUGAGAAUGUAUUUUCAACAGAAAAGCCAAAGCCAUAUUCAAUGACAAUUAUGGACCGUUAUCCAUUUAUUGAAACCAAUAAUAUUGCCCCACCAACUCAUGAAUUCUUCACCACCAAUUGCAAGUCUCCUGAUUUUGCUAAUUAUCUCUCCUUUCAACACUUGAAUAAUUAUACUCCCAAUACAAAUAUUAUCUUCAAUAAGAACUCUGCUGACAUGGUAUCUGAUCAGUUCAAUUGUAGCCUUUCUCCUAUGUCGAAUUCUAUUCUCAAUACAUCCCCGUUGGCACGUAUAAAGCCGGCUUCUUUAACUACUCUUCCUCCUGAUAGUAGUUUUAAUAUCAACAAGUUCCAGAAUUGGGAAGCUUGUACUAUCAGCAGCAACAGUAAUGGUAGCAGUAACAGUAUUGAAUUACAAAGCAACUGUUCAUUCUUUGAUAACAAUGCUGCGGCUUUCGCAUGGGGAUCAACAACAGCAGAUGGUAGUGGGAAACCAGAGAGAGAAGAAAUCAAAUGGUCUGAGUAUUUGCAAACCCCAUUUUCACUAGGUUCUAACACAAUCCAGAAUCAUCAAAUUUCGUCUCAACAUCAAGCUGACUUAUACAACGAAACAAAAUCCGAGACACAGUUCGUGACACAAGGUUCAUUGAAUUUGAGUACUACUACAACAUGGAUUCAAAACCAACCGCAACAAUCUUCUCUACAAACUGCAAACUUAUACAAUAGUAACAAUUUUCAGAGGCUUCCCGCCGCCUUUGGACAAUUUUCUUAGCCUAUUUUCACAGGCUAGUCUCCCUUAUCAUGGACGGUUACUUACCUACAGGUGUGUGUAAUAGAGUUUUUCUUAUUAAUCUGUAAAUAGGUCUUACACGUAUUUCCUUCCUUUGUCUCAACACUGGAUAUUCUUGAUAAAAUAUUGAAAAUUUGUUGAUCAUCAUUUUGUGUAUGGUAAGUAUAUGAUAGUAUACGUACUUUAAUUUUUUUUCC
Messenger RNA from Nicotiana tabacum (common tobacco), 1228 nucleotides. The record is from RefSeq and is a predicted model, not a curated record. NCBI's taxonomy places the organism in Eukaryota, Viridiplantae, Streptophyta, Magnoliopsida, Solanales, Solanaceae.